CAUGUGAUUUAUUAAUUUAUUUUGAACGAAACUCAUAUGCGGUUUCACAUUUGACAAUACUUUCACUAUAUUUUGGAUAGUACCUAUAUAAAAAUAUUUCUUAUAUAUAUUUUGAUUUUCGACGUGGCCGAGAUUUCACCUCAAAAUGGAGUUCUUGCAUGUUUCAUGGGUACGGACACGAACAGAAAUCGCUCUAUAAAAUCAACAAACACCAAUGUGACAAAUCAUUAAACUUCUCGAGAUGAUCUAGUGAUCGAUGAUGUAUCCAGCUGAUUGCCGAAACCUGGUUUUCUUCUUCUUCUUCUUCUUCUUCUUCCUCUUCUUCUUUGGGUUCUGCAACUUUAGUAGUGUAAGUGGAAUAAGAGAGAUACCCAUAGGAGCGCUGCUAGAUUUCAGCUCACAUGAAGGUUCCAUGGCGAGUACGUGCCUUUCCAUGUCACUCUCAGAUUUUUACUCUCUGAAUUCUGACUACACCACUAGAUUGUCUCUGCUCACCAGAAACUACAGCGGCAUCCUCGAUUCCGCUUCUGGAGCUGUUGAUUUGUUGAACAAUGGAGUAGUGGCCAUACUUGGGCCACUAAGAUCAAGUGAGGCAGCAUUUGUGAUUGAAAUAGGCGCAAAUUCUCAUGUUCCGGUGGUAUCAUUCUCCGCAACCAGCCCUAGUUUGUCGCUUUACAAAAGCCCUUACUUCAUCCGAGCUGCCCAAGUCGACUCCUUUCAAGUUAAUGCCAUUGUUAGCAUCAUCCAAAAAUUUGGGUGGCACCAGGUGGCUCUCGUAUACGAAGACACUGAGUUCGGCAAUGGCAUUAUUCCUUUCCUUACUGAUGCAUUGCUAGACUCUGACAUAAAGCUAUCUAUAAAAUCUGGAAUACCUUUAUCAGCUCAAGAUUCUGAAAUCUUGACAAAGUUAAACGAGUUGAAGAGCAUGUGGACUAGGGUUUUCGUAGUGCAUAUGACCAGCUCUAUUGGGUCUCGCUUGUUUGCUCUUGCGGAUAAAGCAGGAAUGAUGAGUGAAGGGUUUGCAUGGAUAGUAACAGACAGUUUGUCCAAUUCUGUUGAUGUAUUAGCUCCCAUCUUCAUUGAUGCUAUGGAAGGUGUUUUAGGUAUAAGACCCUUCAUACCCAAAUCAAGAAAUCUCGAUAAUUUUAAGCUGAGAUUGAAAAGGAAGAUUCUUUCUACACAUCCAACCAUGAUCACCACCGAGCCAGACAUCUUUUGUUUGUGGGCAUAUGACACAAUCUGGGCAUUAGCAGAUGCCAUCGAAAGAGCAGGACUUGGAUUCAUAAACUCUACCUUGUUGAAACCAAACAAUAAACAUACUGUAAUUAAUUAUGUUUCCAAUUUGGGUGUCUCCACAGUUGGUCCAAAACUUGUCGGUGAAAUCUUGAAGACUAGAUUCAGAGGCUUGAGUGGCGAGUUUAACUUGGUUGGUGGGCAGUUGCAGCCUUGUGCGUAUGAAAUAUUCAAUGUAAUUGGUAAAGGAGCAAGACCAAUUGGGUAUUGGUCGUCUGAGCAUGGAAUAACUCGAAGACAAGGUACUUCUAUUACUCACCUAAAGAGUGUAAUUUGGCCUGUGACUCAACAAGAACGCCGAGGGGCUGGACCGUGCCCUCUGCCGGUAGCCGGACACUUAUAAUCGGGGUUCCAUACAAAGCAGGCUUCCCAGAAUUUGUGAACGUAACAGAAGACCCACUUUCAAAUAAUGCCAACUUCACAGGAUUUUCUAUCGAUGUCUUCCGUCUGAUAUGGGAUAAUUUACCUUACAAGUUUCCAUUAUCAAUUAAAACUUUAUAUUAACAAGAAAGGAGGAAGUAGCGGGAGCUACGAUUCGGUUGUUUGCCAAAUUAAGGCUAAGGACAAGGACGAGGGAUUUGAUGCCGUGGUGGGAGAUAUAACAAUCGUGGGAAAUCGAACAAGGUGCGCUGAUUUCACUCUGCCGUAUUCUGAUACGGGAGUGACAAUGCUGGUUCCAAUUGAACAUAACAGGGGGCGAGACAUGUGGAUUUUCUUAAAACCUCUGAGCUUGGAUCUAUGGUUGACAAUUCUCAUAGCCUGCAUCUGUGUGGGAUUGAGCAUAAAAGUCUUAGAACGUCGUUCUGGCAGUGUUGACUUUACUGGGUCGCGUAAGAAGCAGCUUGGUAUGAUAUUAUUAUUUCCAGUCCAAGCCAUCGUCACUCCUCAAAGGGAGAUGGUGAAUAAGCAUAGCUCAAGAGUGGUGUUGGUGAUAUGGUUAUUUUUAGCUUUUAUAUUGAUGCAGAGUUACACUGCAAAUUUAUCUUCAAUACUGACGGUUGACCAGUUACGACCAUCGUACCCAAGCGUGAAAAGCCUAAGAGACAAUGGCGAUUAUUUAGGCUACCAGAGUGGGUCAUUCGUAGAAGAUUUCUUAGUAAAUGAGUUAAAGUUUGAGAGGUCCAAGAUCAAGCCAUAUGACAAUAUCAGUGAAUAUGAUAUUGCUCUAUCUAGAGGAAGCAAGAAUGGAGGUGUUUCAGUCAUCUUUGACGAAAUUCCCUACAUUAAGGUAUUCCUUGCUAAAUACGGUACUUCUAGGUAUAUGAUGGCUGGACCCAUUUACCGCACAGAAGGACUUGGCUUUGCAUUUCCGAUAGGAGCUCCGUUGGUUGCAUACGUUUCAAGAGAAAUCAUAAAGGCAAUAGGAGGAAAGGAGAUGACUAAACUGGAAAAGAAAUAUUUUGGAACAUGGAAGGAAAAAGACAUUAACAUCUCAUCGAAAAGUCCUGGUCUUAGUACUAGCAACUUUGGAGGCCUAUUUAUCAUAACAGCAACAGCAACACUCUUAGCCAUAAUUGUUUCGGAGGUCCGUAUAUGGCAACGGUCCUUGAAGAAGUGUGUAUCUUCUUCUCCGGGUCUUGACAUGGUUGAUCAAACGCCCCAACCUUCAGAUGAGAGCCAACAUCCUCAGAAUGAAAAUGGUACCAUCGAAUUAGUUAGAGUAGUCGAUUCUAUUGCUAAUACUGACACUAAUAAUAUUAUCAAUCAUUUACACGAUGAAUCUCCUGAGCAUCAUUCAAUGAGCGAUUUGUAACUGAACAUCAAACUUAAGGCAUAAUUGUUGAUUUUUUAAUGUUUUUUUGUAUUAUAAUGACUAUCUU
Messenger RNA from Carica papaya (papaya), 3113 nucleotides. RefSeq names its product glutamate receptor 2.2-like. Lineage: Eukaryota; Viridiplantae; Streptophyta; Magnoliopsida; Brassicales; Caricaceae. Gene Ontology annotation, cellular component: membrane. The record is from RefSeq and is a predicted model, not a curated record. Gene Ontology annotation, molecular function: ligand-gated monoatomic ion channel activity.